AAAAAAAAGAUUUUUAGAAAGAGUUUAGGAAGCGCGAGCUGUCAUACGUGGGGGCGCGAGGCACGGGCCGCGGAGCAUCACCGACCGCCGUGUGUGAGUGUGUUUUGAUCUUCGAGACGCGUUAAGAAAAAAAAACUUAUAUGAAGCAAAUGAAUAAAUAAGUGAGAAAGGUGCACGAGGCAUUCCGAUGGUGCAGCGACUUCAAGGUGUAUCUAAAGAUUGAAGAUAAUCUCCAGGGUUUUUUUAUUCCAGGAUAAAUAUUUUGCUGGCAACAAGUGGGAUUUUUGUUGUUGUUGUUGUUGUUGUUCUUGAAACAAAAAUAAAUAAAUGGAGGAGCGGAAGGAUCCGUCCGAGCGCGAGAGCGCGUCCCCUCCGGUUCUAGCGCGCGAGGCGGCGCCGCAGGUCCACCGCACCACGAACUUCUUCAUCGACAACAUCCUGCGGCCCGACUUCGGCUGCAAGCGCGAGCUGCUCUCGAGCAGGGAAAACGUCAGCCCGCUGGUCGCGAGGCCGUCGUCGCGCGCAGACUCCACCGUCGACCACCGCACUUCAUCGUCUUCUUCCUCCUCUUCGUCUUCUUCUUCUUCCUCCUCCUCGUCUCCGUCUUCUUCGUCUUCGUCGUCGUCGACGUCGUCCAAGGUGCUGCUCGAAGGAAGCACGACGUGCGGGGACGGCUCGAGUCUCACGGAGGUGAACGGCGCGAGCGGCGGCGGAGGCGGAGGCGCAGCGGCAACAGCAACAAUAACAACAACCACAACCACGGCGGCGGCUAAAGACUCCACACAACCUCUGCUGUGGCCCGCCUGGGUCUACUGCACGCGCUACUCGGACAGACCCUCAUCCGGACCGAGGACCCGGAAGUUGAAGAAGAAGAAGAGCGACAAGGAGGACAAGCGGCCGCGCACCGCCUUCACGGCCGAGCAGCUGCAGCGGCUCAAGGCGGAGUUCCAGGCGAGUCGCUACAUCACGGAGCAGCGGCGGCAGUCCCUCGCGCAGGAGCUCAACCUCAACGAGUCGCAGAUCAAAAUCUGGUUCCAGAACAAGAGAGCCAAGAUCAAGAAGGCGAGCGGCUACAAAAACGGACUGGCUCUGCAGCUCAUGGCGCAAGGACUCUACAACCACUCCACCACCACCAUCCAGGAGGAUAAGGAGGACAGCGAGUAGGAACGUGCACGAGCGAGCUGAGGAUGGGGAUUAAUCCUGAUUCAAUAAUAACAACAACAAUAAACCCAUUCAUAAUUUUCCUAUUCUACGUGAAUUUUACUUUUUUAACACAAAAAAAUGAUUGGCGCAAAUACAAGGGGUCCAAGCACCAAAAUAUGCUGGAAUCCGCCUAUUAUUAUUAUUAUUAUUAUUAUUAUUAUUAUUAUUUGGAGAAGAAGAUUAUUAUUAUCAUUGAUCUCCUCCUCCUUUUCAUCUCCUCAUGUCAUCACUCAAUGAUAUAAAAACAAAAAGGAAAAAAAAAUAAGACGCUGAGGACGCUGAUUUUUUUUUUGUUUGUUUUGUUUUGGUUUUUAAUGGACGCUGAGCCAAAGCGACCUUCUGACAUGAAGAAGUGGACAAGAAUUCCUUAUUUAAUUCUGUACAAAUAUAUGGACUCUAUGAAGAUUUCUAUAAAUAUAAAUAUAAAUAUAUAUAAUUAGCCAAAAUUGUAAGAUGUAUAUAUUUAAAAAAUUCAGGUAAGGUUGAGACGUGUGUUUUCCUUACUUGCUGGCAAUUUUUCUUUCUUUCUUUUCUUUUUUUUUUAAAAUUGUUUUUCUUCCUGUGUCAUACUUUUUAGAUAUUUUUUGUUAUUGCACUGUUCUACAUAUUGUUUUUUUUGUUUGUUUUUUUAAAAAAAGAAAACCUCGCACAAAUUCUACACCACGACGUAAACUGACCCGAUGCUUCAAACCAAAGAU
Molecule: messenger RNA, 1901 nt
Organism: Hemibagrus wyckioides
Lineage: Eukaryota; Metazoa; Chordata; Actinopteri; Siluriformes; Bagridae
Gene: en1b
Product: engrailed homeobox 1b
Exons: 2
Coding region: 328-1164 (278 amino acids)
Biological process (GO): regulation of transcription by RNA polymerase II; neuron differentiation; multicellular organism development
Cellular component (GO): nucleus
Molecular function (GO): RNA polymerase II cis-regulatory region sequence-specific DNA binding; DNA-binding transcription factor activity, RNA polymerase II-specific
Source: RefSeq, a predicted model, not a curated record